Molecule: messenger RNA, 408 nt
Organism: Vicia villosa (hairy vetch)
Lineage: Eukaryota; Viridiplantae; Streptophyta; Magnoliopsida; Fabales; Fabaceae
Product: protein CYSTEINE-RICH TRANSMEMBRANE MODULE 11-like
Exons: 2
Coding region: 65-322 (85 amino acids)
Source: RefSeq, a predicted model, not a curated record
UCAAUAUAUAAGCAACAUAUAGAAGCACAUUCCCUUUCACUUUGAAAUUGUUUAGAAAACUGUGAUGACUUAUUACAAUCAAAACCCUCCCCCAGUUAACAUUAACGUUAGUGCUCCACCUCCUGUAGGGUAUCCUCAACCUGGUUAUCAAGGCUAUCCACCACCACUACCACCACCACCACCACCUCCUCAGCCUCAAGUUUUUGUGACUCAAGCUGCACCUCAAAACUCAGCAGCAGGAGAAACAGGUUUAAUGGCAUGCUUGGCGGGCUUGUGCUGUUGCUGCUGCUUGGAGGAGACAUGUUGUUUGUGCUGUUUAUGAGAUUUUGAUUACAUUAAGAAUUUACAUGUUCAGAAUCAGAUCAAGAUUGGGAAACUUUAUUUAGUGUUGCUAUUGUUAAUUUGUUA